Drosophila grimshawi is the source of this 3605-nucleotide messenger RNA. Its product is annotated as mucin-17. The record is from RefSeq and is a predicted model, not a curated record. The transcript has 3 exons. Bases 774 to 3320 code for a protein of 848 amino acids. Lineage: Eukaryota; Metazoa; Arthropoda; Insecta; Diptera; Drosophilidae.
UCAAUUGUAGCAGCGGCAGCGACAAGUGCAGCUAGCAAAGUUGCAGAGUAAACGCCGCUCAACUUUGGCGUCUGGUGGUUGGCUGUCGUCGGCGAGGGGAAAUCUUAUGUUGGAGCUUGGUUGAGGGGCUUGAGGUCUGGUCUGUCUAGAGUCUCAGUCUGGCCAGUUGUCUGGUUCGUUGUACUGCCGCAGCGACGCUGGCAGCGCAGUGGCGCACACAUUGACGCUUCUUUGAGCCGUUUCGAAUUUGUGUUUUGGCCAACACAACGCGAAAUCAGUUAACAAACGGACGCGUUUUGAAACGGAUGCGCAACAGCAGCGACUCGCACUCGAUAAAAACAAAAACGAAAAAGCCGCAAAUUUCCUGCUCCUCAAUAGCCAAAGUGCGAAUGACUCUUCGGUGUUCGGGGCCCAAAGUGUGACUCGUCUCGGCACGUCGGGCGUCGUCGUUUAAAAGUGAAAUUCACUGAAUGAAAUGAAAUGAAAUGUUUGCCAGCCCCAUGCAAUUGCCAUCGGAACUGGGAAUGGGAUUGGGUUAGCGAUAAAGCCCCUCUGUGAUUAAUAUUCACAUCUGACAAUUGCAGCAGCAGCAGCCAAUGGAAAUGAGUGCAACUUAAACGCAAAGUGAUUACCAUAAUAAAAAAAUAAAACAAAAACAAAAAUCGAAUUGGAAAGAAAAGGAUUAUACAUAGAUCAACAACGAGUCAAUUGAGUUUCGUCUUUAUUUCCAUCUAUUAGUGCCCGCGUUGCAUGAUAACCCGCACCGUUUCACGAUGAUUAGCGAACGCCACAAAACCCUCAAUUUGGUAACAAUAUUUUGUUGCUGGCUCUGCCUGCAAGCCACCUGCCCCGCCCCCUGUGCGGCUGAUGAGGUGUUUGAGGUCUUGCCACUAACAGCGACGAUGACGACGUCGAAGAGUGGCAGUCAUCAGGAUGAAGUGAAUGGCUUGGUGCUUGUAACGCCCAAUGCGACAACAGCACCACGCCUGGACCCGAACAACAACAACGAAUGGCGCCCACUGGGCCAUGGGGAUCCACUGCAAAAGGAUCCCACCUAUGAUUAUAGUCCGCCUGCUCUCGAUCGUGUGCGCUACUGGGCGGAGAACAAUGUGAACAGUACUCAGGAUGCCAGACAGAAACUGCCAGCGGAGCUGUUGCGCAACAAGACAAAAAGCGAGAUUCUGCUGUUGGGAGUGGCUGGCGAAAGGGAACGUUCCAGAGCGAAGCAGCAGCAGCCAUUGUCCUAUCAGGGAUUGGGUUUAUCACAGCAACAGCAUCAGCAGCAGCAUCAGCAGCAGCAGCAGCAACAGCAAAAGCAUCAGCAGCAGUUGAAAUAUGCGCCCAUACGUCGGAGCUAUUAUGCGCCACAACAAAUACAGCAGCAUCAACAAAUGUUGCAACAACAACAGCAACUAAUGCAAUACAUGCCACACACACAUUUAAUGCCACCACCUAUGAUGAUGAAGGGCAUGGGUCAUGUGGAGUAUCGUCAGAGCUCACCCAGCAGCUCCUCCUACAUGAGCAUGAAUAUGGGCGGCAGCUAUACUAGCUCCUCCGGCAGUCACAGCAAGCCAGUCGUUAGCUCCACGCACUAUUAUAGCAGUCCCGCCACAGACAGCAGUGCAUCCUGGUUGACCCAUUCGCCCAGCAUGACCAGUAUGCCUUCCCGCAUGAGUUACGCGGAUGGCCAUCAUCUGGAGUCCAUGCAGCACUACAGCUUCUCCAGGCCUCAGACCACGGGGAGCUAUGCACCCAACUCAAUUCAUACGCAUUCUAUGGGCUCCAAGCAGGCGCCGCGCAAGCCCUGGCUCCAUGAGCUGCUGCAGAAAGAGCUGGUGAAGCCGACGAUGAAGCAGCGCAUGAAACCAACAAUGCCAGCCACCAAGUAUCUAAUGGGCACCACCAAGCCACAGCACUUGAUGAGUGCGUACAGUAGCUCCACCCAUGCACCAACCUUAAGCUAUAGGCCGGUGACCUUUGUGCCCGGUCCACCCACCAUUGCCACGCCUACCACAACAAGCGCACGCCCAGAAAUAUAUAUUACGCCAACAACACUGACGCCCACCAGCUCAGCCAGCUACGGUUUCCAACCCAUGCUCGUCUCCAGCUCCAGUUCGCCAACAAUAAGAACAACGGCGACAACGACAACGACACCGCAACCCAUCUAUCAGCGACCACAGACUCCGACAACGAUAAGCAGCAGCACCCGUCUGCUGAUCCCACAGACAAGCAACUUGAAGCAGCGACCGACAGUGGCUCCUGCACCAGAACUAACCACAGAUGCUCUAUUCUCACACUAUAAGCAGCCACCGAAGCCGCUGCUGGGACCCAUGUAUCUCAUUAUCGAGGGUCACUCCAAGGUGAAGACCUAUGGUCAGAACGAAUUGGAUCCGCAUAGUCCCAAGAUAGUGCCCGUUAUCUCGAAGCGGGAGCCGGUGGUGAGGAUUGCGGAUCCCAGCGAGAAACGCGGCACAGUCGAGACCUUUCAGGUCAAGCAUUUGCAUACAAAGACAAUGCCCAUAAUGACAACAACAACGACAACAACAAGCCCAUCAACAUCAUCAACAACGACAACAACCACUGCAAAGACUCCAACUGUGAUUCCCACUGCGAUUCCAACUGCGAUUUCAACUCCAGCUUCGCUUAGUCCCAGCACUAAACAGCAGCCCAGCGGUGUUGAUGAUCUGCUCAGCUUGCUGGACAACAUGUUUGCCGAAGCGCAUGAAAUUGCCAGUACAACAACAACAACUCCUUCCACAGCAACAACAACAAUCAUGUCCACAGCAAGCAGCGGGAGCACUCGACUCAAACCGGUGACAAUGAAAAUGAAACUGAAACCACAGCUACCAGAGCCGCGCAUUGGCAGCCAGGCGGGUAGCAUUGAGAGCAGCCUGCUGGAUGCUGAGGAUGAGGUCAGGAAGGGUUCAGAGAUUGCGACCAGCACCGAACCUGAACAGCCACCACGUGCCACACGACAGAUCUUUGACUAUGAUCAAUUGCCCGAGUCUCGCAUCAAGGCCGAGUCUAAAGACGAACCUGACUACGAGCUAGAUGAUGAUGAUGCUGAUACCGAUGAUAAUGAUGAUGAGCUGUUGGAGGAUGGCGAACUGGACAAUCUGGGCGAUGUGAGCGAAGAUGAAGAAACGUCAGAUAGCGAACAUAAUUUACUCAAACGCAUCGAUAAAUUUGUCGAUGAAGUGGAUGAUGGAGACGAUGACUUGGAUGAUUUGAUUGAGGGUCUCUCGCCUGGCAAUGACGAAAACGAUGAUGAUGAUGAUUUUGAUAAUGAGAAUUCUCAGCCGCAGCAUCGUCAACAUUAGUUAUAUAUUUUCUUAAAACUGUGCUCUAUACCAAAUCUAUCAGAACAAAUUUUUCUCACACUUAAAAUGUUUUACAUGUAAAUAACUAAGCUUUAAAGAUUGGAUCGAUUGAUCUAACGUUGUUAGUUUUUAAGUUUUAUCAUCCAAAUACCAGAUGAGAACAAUCGGUUUUCUUGUAUUGUGUCGUUCGUACUGUAUUGUAAUUUAAAUUAAAUUAUUGAAAAUUUCUGUUUUUAGUUGUUAAGUGUGCAAUAAUUGACAAUAAACAAAUAAUUUAUGUAAUAA